GCUGAAAAGUCAUUACAGACAGACCGAAUACAAAAUUUGUGAAAUUAAAUUUUCCUUCGCUUUCGCUAUUUUUAUCAAAUUCAAACACGAUUCCAAAAUUAUUUCAUAAAGAUUACACUUAAAAGAAUUAAGAAUAAAAAGAUUUAUACAAAAACAUACAAAUGAAUUGGUUCAAGGGAAGUAUUACUGAGGCAGUAACUUUUUCUAAGCAAAAGAAUGCAACUUUCGUUGUUUAUGUCGAAGGAAAAGAUGAAAAUUCGGUGAAAUUGACAGGAUUCUUAAAUAAGCCAGAAAUCAAGGCAAAGCUGGAAGAUGAUAAUUUUGUGGCCAUCAAAAUCGAAGGAGGAACUGAAUCUUAUAUGCAAUUUGCCAGUUUAUAUCAAAUUGUCCCUGUCCCGUCUUUGUUUUUUAUUGGCAAAAAUGGAGUGCCCCUGGAUAUCGCGACAGGAAUUAUAGACUCCAGUGAUGAAUUGGAAAAGAAAAUUGAUAAUGUUCUUAAAUUGACCGGAAAGGCGAGUACCAGUUCUGCUGCCUCUGCAUCAGCAGCUUUCAUUGCUGGUGAACAAAAGAGAGACGCACCAACAACAUCUGCAGCAGUAACAAAGAAAGAACAAACAUCACAAGAGGAUCUAUCAUCAAUUUCUGACUUAAAAUCAAUUACAGAAUCAAAACCAGUUGAUGAUACAACAUCAUCAAAAUCAAGUCUUUCUUCGAUUGAGCUACCAACAUCUUCAGAUGCACCACCAGCAUCAUCAGUGGUAUCACCAGCAAAUGAAGAUCUCUAUUGCACAGACACUACAUGUUUCCGUAAACCUAAGAAUGUUGCUAGUUCCCUUGAUACAGCUGAUCCUCCUUCUGAUAACACUUCUUCUUUGGCCGAAUCGAUUUCGAUGGAUACAGUGCCAGCACCCUCUUCUAUAACAGUUCCCAUUGCCUCGGUAACACCACCAAAGGAUAAAACUGACAAUUCAGCAGUUAAAGUUUCCACUCCUGAUAACAUUUCUCCCACCCCAGUUACGACGCCAACAGCUGCCUCCAGUCCUCCUCCACGUGCCCCAUUGGAAGAAAAUCCGGCAGCAGUCGUCGAUAAACUCGACCAAGCCAAGCAACUGAUGGAAGAACGAAGGAAACUCAAACAAGCCGAGGAAGAACGACAGGCUCGUGAACGUGAGCUUAAUCGUCGAAAGGAGGGCAAAGCCCAGCAGGGUGUACAAAAAUGGCAGAAGGAGCAGGACUUCAAGGAACUGAAGGAGAGCAUCAGGAGGGAUCGUAUGGAGGAUCAAGCCGCUCGUCAACGAAUUCUCGAACAGAUUGCCAGUGAUCGAGCAGAACGGGCAAACAAAUUCACUCCUACAACCCCGACAACACAAGCAACAACACCCACCACACCCACAGUAAAUCCAACAAGUAAUUUAGAAAUGGCGCGCAUUCAAUUUCGCAUCCCCAAUGGUGAGACUAAUACAAUGAGCUUCGAGAGUUCAGAUACUUUUGCCACAGUGCGAGCCUACGUCAAGGGAGUCGUUGUCAAGGGAACCGGCAUCAAAGACUUCACAUUGGCAACAACAUUCCCAAAACAUGAAUUCUCCGAAGAGGAUGACAAAAAGACACUUUUGGAACUUGGUCUUGCUCCCAGUGCAGUUAUAUUGAUAAUUGGCAGAGCGAGCAGUGGCCCGUCGGCUGUGGUUGCACGUUCAGGGGGAAUUAUCAACAUUUUCAAUACCGUUUUCUGGGCCAUAAUGUCACCGGUUUUGUCUGCUUUUGGAUACAUAAGGAGUUUCAUCAUCGGGCGAAAUGAUGACGAACCUCGUCCUGCAAACUCAGGAGCCCAGAAACGCGCCAGCGAAGACCGUAUCGAUGCAAAUGAUUCGGCUAAGAAGCGUAACCUCGAUAGAUUCCUCUUGACCAAGGACGGCCCAUCAACAUCGAAAGAAGCCAUGACAUCGGCAAAUUCAACAGGUGGAGCAUAUCGUCGAGUGGGUGGUGGAUCGAAUAUCCAUCGUUUAUCAGAUCAACGCAAGGAUUCCGAUGAUGAAAAUAACACUUGGAAUGGUAAUUCUACGCAACAGCAGUAAACACAAAACCGGAGGAAGAAGAGAAUGUUCUUUUGGAUGUUGCAAUUUAUUUUUCUUUUUUGUUUUUAAAACAAUAACAUUACAAAUUUAGAUAUAUAUAAAAAUGUAUUUUAUCAAGUGUCUUUUGUGGCUUUUUUGUAGGUGUAUACCAUAAAUCAUAAUUAUAUUAUUAUGAAACACGUUCUAAACAUAACAUAAAUAAUAAAUUUUGUUUAUAUAGUCUCAUUCCUAUGCGAAUUCAGCACUACGCGCGUAAUUUAAAAUUUAAAAUAAAUAAACAAAAUAAAAAGCACUA
Messenger RNA from Eupeodes corollae, 2367 nucleotides. RefSeq names its product UBX domain-containing protein 4. Lineage: Eukaryota; Metazoa; Arthropoda; Insecta; Diptera; Syrphidae. The record is from RefSeq and is a predicted model, not a curated record. The coding region runs from base 162 to 2072 and encodes 636 amino acids. Gene Ontology annotation, molecular function: protein binding. The transcript is spliced from 4 exons.